AUGCCGGAUCUUGGGCGCGACGACUCAUCUUCGAGCUCAGAGUCGGGCAGUGACGAUGAUCGCCCGCUGGAGUUCGCGCACGCGUACAACUUCGGAGAGAACGUCGAGUACUUCUCCAAAUCGCACAACAAGUGGGUGUCGGCGAGGGUGACGGGAAACAACUACUUCAACAAGUCACCUCUGGAUAUAGACCGACGUUUCGAGGCCAAGUUUGUGUGCACGAUCGGCAGGGGGGUCCAAGAGCGGCGUGAUGUCCCCAUGGCGCUUCUGCGAACGAUCCCUUCCGAGGCGCAGCCCGUCAGCGUUUUUUCUGGGCAUGGACUGAAAGGGAAAUGGUUUCCUGCCUCAGUACAUGGGCUGACCACAGCGUCUCAAACGACGAUCGGCUACACAAUCAAGUACGACGAAGGAGACCUCGACGGCAACGAAUCGAAGGUUGUUGCAGGCGUGCCGGCGAAGCACCUGCGGUCCCGGUUCCCGGAGUUUGCCCGCGUGCAGGUCUACAGGGGUCCCUGCCUGGGUUGGGAAGACGCGGUCGUGGUCCGGCAGAAGCAGGACGAGGACGGGCCCGCGCGCCAGCCGCACGAGGAGGAGCCGACAGACAGCGAACUGGAGUCGGAUAGCGACGGGAGCGCGCGGCAUGAACGCACAGAGACAGAACCGAUGCCGACAGGAGCGGACCGGGGCUCCAUGACGGCGGGCAACCCGCCCGCGGGCGCCAGCUCGGACUCCGACUCGGACUCCGAUUCCGAUGACGCCGAGGCUGCCGAGGGCGCCGAGGAUUCCGAUGACGCUGAGGGUGCCGAGGGCGGCGAAGGCGCUGAGGCUGCAGAGGGCGCGGCGGCCGGCCCCGAGGCUCCCAGCACACCCAUUAGCUCCGCGGUGGCCGAUUCCCCGCGGGACCACACGGCGCCUGGCGGCUCGCGCGAGACCGCCUUGUCGCCGCCGCGGUCGCCGAGGGGAGUGGUCGUGCGCACGGAGAAGCGCAAGCAGUCACAAGGGGGGGAGAUCUGGAAGUCGAAGAACGCGGACCUCCACGACAUCGACCGGUUCAUGGAUCCGGACAUGCCCCGGCACCGGCUCGUCGAUUCGAAGGCGCUCGAGAACAGCAGGCACAACCGCAACAAGGCCAACAACAACAAGGGCCCAAAGAACAACAAGAGCUCGAACAGCCCGCACGCGCACUGGGUGCAGGUCACCAUCUGCCCGUACCGCCCGCCGCCGAGCGCCGAGGGGUCCGGCAAGCACGGGUCCCGCAAGACGCAGGACAAGGGCGGCGGGGUGGGGGGUUUCAGCGACGACGAGUCCGCCUCGAAGAUGUCCUCGCCCCGUGGAGGCGCCUUGCCUGUUGGCGCCGCGCCGGCACUGGACCAGCCAGUCCUCAACCCAGAGGAGGAGGAGGACGUGCCUUCCUACCUGCUGCGCUUCGACGAGGAGUACCUCCGCCGGCUCCGGUUGGAGAGGGAUAUGCGGGAGGCCGAACUCGAUGACGACGGCAACGAGAACGACCCCACGCGCGUCCUCGGAAUCAUCCGCAACAUGCCCUCCAGGGAGGUGACCGGCGUGUCCGGCAGCACCCGAACACCCAGGUCGAUGCUGGGACCUUACCCGAGCCCGAGGAGCGUCGCGUCGAUGGCGAGCACCCGCAGGUCCCACAUCUCUGGGACGCCGAGCUCGCGCCUGCCGCGCCUCGCCCGCCAGGCGCUCGACCCCGCGCGGCACGUAGCGCCCGGCGCGGGCGGGGCGGCUGCCGGCCCCGAGCUCUGCCGCGUCUCGCAGCCGCCGUCUUGUGUUCAGGCGCUUCCUGGCCCCUGUGCAGGCAGCCCACGCCCGCUCGCGCCGUGGGCGAAGGCGCGAUGCACGGUGCUGGCGCGUGCUGAGCUCGGCCUCCGCGUGCCCUCGGGGCUGCCGGGCGCGCAGGGCCGCGCGCUGCCGCGCGCUGCCCGGGCCCUCUCGGACCGCGCUGCCCUGGCCGCCCUGGGCGCGGGGCAGCGCCUCGGCAAGUGUGAGCUGCGCGAGCUGCUUCGCGGCGAGCUUAUCCUCACUGCGGCGUUCGAGUUUGAUUCGAACCUGCUGCAUUUGCUCGCCAACGCUAAGAUGGGUAUGCUGUACUGCACAGCAUCCCUGGAGUGCGGAUCCUGGUAUUUGGGCCAGGCCCAGGUUGAUGCUGCGCAGUUCUUCAAGGGCGCCUCUGAGGUCCGAGGGUGCGCACGUGCGCGCCAGCUCCCCGCCCGUAUCGCGGCGAAGACCGGUGCCGCCAGCGUCGAGGUGCAGAGAGGUUGGCCGAUGGGCGGCUCUAUGUCCGAGCCUGCCACAUUGGCCGACCUUGGCGACCAACGCGGAGGCCACGGAUAUGGUGGGGGCGGAGGCUACCCGAGCGGCAAGAGCCAGAACUACGCGCACCAGAACAAGCAGUACCACAACCCAGGUCCCAGCAGAUCUGACGCCUACCUGCGCGAUGCGCUGGGCAAUGCCCGUGAGAUGCAGGCGGCCUCCAUGGCGAAGGAGGCCCGACGCGCGGCCAUGGCUGAGAAGAGGAGCCUGGCAGACGCGGCGCGGCGUGGUGCCACCGAGGUCGUCGGCAACCUGUUCGGGAUCAGCAAGAGCAAGAUCAAGAAGAGCAUCGACAAGAAGAAGCAUGGCAAGAAAGACAGCGUGAGUGGCAAUGCGAUCAACCUCAAGCAGAUGAAGCAGAUGCACCAGCAGUUCAUGCAGAAGAAGAAGAAGGACAAGCAAAAUAAGAAGACGAACGACGACGAGAACGAGGACAACGCAGCAGCGCUGAAGAAAAUGAUGGCGCAGCUUCAGAAGAGUGAGGCUGCAGGUGCAGAUGAUCUGAGCAGCCUUGAGAAGGAUGAGCAGAUCGAGAAGCUGACGAAGGCCGUCGCGGAGCUCCAGAAGAAGACGGCCCGCUCAGCUACCUCUGACGGUGGUGCGUGUGCAGGGGGGCCUGCGCGUGAGGGACGCAAGCGUCUGCCCGUGCCACCGGCGUUCGACGAUGCGGAGACGCCGCGAGAUGAUGCCGGCAUUACCGAUGGCAUCCGCACGCUCACACAGCAGCUCCUGCCCGACUGGGGCAAGCUCGCCUCGGUGCCGAAGCUCACGCAGACGAUCCUCAACCAGCGGCUCGAGUCUUCAGGUCUGAGCAAAACGACGGGAGUCAACAAGCGCCAGAAGAUCGAUCAGCUCGUGAAUAAGAUUGAAUCGACGGCUUGA
Molecule: messenger RNA, 3216 nt
Organism: Prorocentrum cordatum
Lineage: Eukaryota; Dinophyceae; Prorocentrales; Prorocentraceae
Source: the annotation of a GenBank genome assembly